Lasiodiplodia theobromae is the source of this 411-nucleotide messenger RNA. RefSeq lists its product as uncharacterized. The record is from RefSeq and is a predicted model, not a curated record. The transcript has 2 exons. Lineage: Eukaryota; Fungi; Ascomycota; Dothideomycetes; Botryosphaeriales; Botryosphaeriaceae. The coding region runs from base 1 to 411 and encodes 136 amino acids. Gene Ontology annotation, biological process: mycotoxin biosynthetic process.
AUGAUGACUCCAGCUUCUGUACGUAUCGCCGUGAAGAAUCCGCGGACCUAUGAGCUCUCCUCAGGCUUCCCAAGCGCCGAUGGAGAUGAGUCAGUGGAGCUCUACGUACCUGCCUACGUCCAUCAAUCGCACUGCAUUAGGAUGCUUCGAGACAGCUACUGGAAACAUCAGGGCUCGGGGCCUAUCAGAAGCCCCGCCGAGAUCGCACAGGAGCAUGUGCAUGUUGAGCACUGCUACGACUACCUGCGUCAGGCCACCCUGUGCUUGGGAGAUACGACUCUGGAAGGCCCUGCCUACCGUGAAGAUGGAACGACGAGCAACACAGACGGAAUGGGGAUCAAGCACCAGUGCCGAGACAUGGACUUCGUACGGGCGCAGUUCCGCGCCUUGGGAGCUUCGGGCAGUGACUGA